UUUAAAUUGCACCCACGAUUUUAAUUAUUGAACAGUUUCGAACUUCACUCUCAUGACAUUUUCUCCAGACCGAACAGAAGGAAGCAACAAAAAGACGUCGUUUGGACCUGUACGUAUUGUAGAUGCCAAGUUUAAGCGUGAGCUGCAUGAUUUGCAUAAAUAGCGGGAGAUACCUCCACUUCAUUAUGACCUCGUCAUACGAGUGAACUAUAUACAUGUACGAGUAAAUCGAAACACUAGCCCAAAAUUCGUGGAAAUUUUCUUAGCGGAAAUCCGAUAUACGAACUCAAUCGUGUCAUUUAUGUCUAAUUAUCGUAAUUAAAGCGCUUAAUUUUGGCAGCUAUUUUUGCUCUGAUGGUACGCCACCUGUACUAAUUUGGCUAAAACGCAUCAAACACGCAAGAUUCGAACAAGUUUGGGCCAAUGUUUUUAGCUUGGUUCAAGCUUGGCCGAAUCUUGCGUGUUUGCUGGGAAAUUAUUAUAGCGCUUCGAAGGUAAUUGAGAUCGAGGUAGCCAAAACAGGCAAAAACAAUUUUAAGAGAUGAAUAAAGAUAUAUAAGUAGCAUCACGAACUACUGUCCGUGCAUGGUAGCAUUCAAGUUUAGGUUAAGUUGAAAAGUUAGGAAAAGUUAAAAAAAAAUAAUAAUAAAAAAUUAAAAAGUAGUCUUAGCGAAAAUCUAAAUAUGUUUCAAGUUAAAGACAAUCCAAAUAAUGCUGUCUCAUCAGCUGAUUCAUUCAGCGCCCGUCUGCUCUCCGGCUCCCUCCCUGUGUCCGCCUGCCCGUCUUCCUAUACAGAUCCUCGAUCUAUUAAUCCUCUUUCUGUCUUCUAUAUAUAUGUUUGUCUUUUAUUUCUUGUCUGCAAGAAUUGUUUAUCCUUCGGUCCGUCUUUUGUAUGCUGGCCAUGUCUCGUUCUUGUCUCAAGCGCUGAGAUCACGCUUCAUAAUGAGCGUGAUAGUGCGUUAUAUAAUUACACACGUUUAUUAAUUAUUAUUACAAGUAUUUUUUUUUAAAGUCGCAAAAGUAAUCAUGUGAUUGAUCAUGUGCUCAUGUGCUCAUGCGUUCCCCUACCACUUUUGUCGAAAAUGGCCGACGAUGACGCGGAAGGAGUCUCGGCAGAGAUGCUGGCACACUGGAUCCAAGAAGCAGAUAAUGGCUCAGAAGACUAUCAAGCUAAACUUGGUGUUCACUUCUUGUCACUAGCAGAUGCAGGAGUAAACAGGGAAGAGAAUGCAUCACAGGCUAUUCACUGGCUGGUGCUUGCCUCACGUCAGGGUAAUAAAGAUGCUACUGCAAAUCUGCAGAAAUGUGCAGAAACUGGAACAGGAAUUACUGAAAGCAAUAAAGACAGCGUGAAAUGGUGUUUGACGACAUCUGUGUCGGAAAAGAAAAUUCGUCAAGCAGCUCGUAAUCUGUUCCAUCAAAUAAACAAAACCCACAAAGACGUCAUUUCUCGUGAGGAGUACUUGGAGGCCAUCAGUGGCUUAACAGAUAGCAUCAGACAACAGAAACUCUUGGCUGCUGCAGGCAAGAAAAUUGGAGACCAGAUCAGUGAAAAUGAAUUUAUGAAGAUGCUGUCAAGGAGAGUACAAGGAAAACUAACUCUAACAUCCGAGGAGAUGGAUGAGGCAUCUGCUGCUUACCAGUCAGCUGGAUUACUCACGAAGAUGUUUGUUUACCCACGCCAGACAGCUACAGUCAUUUUUGACCAGAGCCUUGAGUGGGCAUCUAAAGAAGGACUUGGCUUCGUCACCUCUAUGGUGCCUACCAACCAAAUAUAUAUUCUGGCCAUGCUGUUUGCCUACAGUUUCCUCACACCUGCCUUCAUCUUGCUGAUUGUUCCAUUAUUUGUCUUCUAUUUGUCAUCUAUUGCCCUCAUUAUAGCCACUCUUCAGAUGUUCUACAAGAAGAAAAAACAAAAGGAUGCUGCAGAUCUGGCAUCAGUAUUGCAGAAAUUUGAUGUUAACAUCGACUUGGAAGACACACAGUCUCAGUACUCAUGGAACUCAUUGACACCUUAUUGGGUCUUUUUUGGAAUUCUUCCCAUCGUAGUGAUCAGUUUUGCUCUGUCGAAUAAAGCCUACAUACCUUGUUCAGAAUUCUUUGUUAUUGGGACGGGUAUGGCAAUAUUCUGUUUUAUUGGUCUGAGUGAUGAGUAUGACAAACUCACAUUUCUCCUUUUGUUUGCCAACACAGUUGCCUCCCUGCCUGUAUUUUUUCACAAUUUUCCUGACAUUCUGCUGGUUGCCAGAGUGAUUCAAAUUCUCACUCAGCCCUUCUUCAGCUUUAGUUUGGGUCCAUGGAUGAAGUUCAACUUAAGUAUCCCAUCAGUCUUCUACAUGGUUAUUCCAGUGUUCUUUCUUCGUCUGGCAAUGAAAAAUUCCUGGAGUGGUAUGUACAGAAUAGUGGUGCCUCAUUUAGUUUGUUAUUUUUGGUGGAAUGUCAUGACAGCCUUUUACCCCUUUACAACAUGGAAAGGACUAGCAAGAGCUACUGCUGGAUAUCUCCUACUGCCCUUUCUUCUGCCUCUUGGUGUCCUUGUGGUCUUUGGGUUGAUUUUAUACCUGCUAUACCUUCUGUUUCAAACCCAAGUCUUUGGUAAGCUGUUUGUUACAAUAAUAUUGCUGUCCAUCCCAUUACUUUUGACUCAGACUAAAUCAAUUUUUGGUAACAAAGCUAACAAGUCAUUAGGUAGUGCCAGGAAAGUCAUCAUGGGCAUAUUUUCUGCCCUUGCUAUAGUCUCCAUGAUAUUUAUACAAAUUCCUCAGCUUACACCCCCAAAAACAUUAGAGUUGUCUUGGGAAGAUUACAAGCUUGUUUGUGUGCCUACUUCCUCUGAAAAUGUGCCUGCUUAUCAGAUUCGUUGUGCACAAUUUUCUGGCACAAAAGUCACGUGGAAAGGAAAAUGGAUGUGGUCCAAGAUCUCUAAAAUUGAGAACACAGCAGAAAGCGUUCUCAAUGCUCUCCCUAGCUUCAUCUCCAGACCAUUGUAUUGCAUUUAUGGAGAAAGAAGACCAGACUGUGACGAGACUUCAAUGCCCAAGGAUACCUUCCGACAUUGCAAGCUUAUUGAGUCAGCAGGCCAGUCAUGUCAUGUGCAAAAUCACAAUGUGUACAGUUUCCAAAUAGGAGUUAACAUUGAAAAUGCCACAGUUUUUCUUGAAGCAGGUAAUGGAUUUCUGUCUGUAGUAAUGGCAAUGAAGAAUGAAAAUGAAGUAGAGUUCACAGGGUCCCUUGUUGGUGGACUAGGGACGUCAACUCCAUCUAUAAAACUUAUUAAAGUACUGAAUCGUGAAAUGGCAGAAAUAAUGAACAAUGAACAAGAGGAGGAUGAGCAAUUCUAUACCAGGAGCUUCAAAGAUGCUGCUAGGGUCACAUUUAACUUUUUCUUUUUCCCAGUGUUUGAAUAUUCUGCAUUUUAAAUGAUUUUUAAUUUUCAGUGGUGCUGCUGCUUUGUAAAGCUAGCCUGUUUCAGAGAGAGCCAAUUUAGUGUUUGCGUUUCCACUAAAUGGCUUUAUUAUUCCUUUGAUGCUAAAGGGUGUUUGAAUUUUGCUGUGGGUAGAAUAAGAUUACUUUUUAUAUUAUUGGUUGAACAUCUGAUUGUUGGAGGAAAUUUUCAGGUUUAAUGCAUCACAAUUAGAGUUGUGUAAAAAUCUCAUAGAUUUUACCAUAUUGUUACAGCAUAUAGAUCUGAACAAUGAAGUAUUUGUUUAAAUCUUUAUACAUUGUGAUGUGAUGCAUACUGGAGCAUGUAAAUAUUUUAAAAAGUUUUCUUCUCUCCAUCAGACAAAUUAAAUAAAUUUGCAAGGAAAGAAUGAAAUAAAGCAUUUUUUACUUGUAACACUAUACAUACAUUUUAAAAAUCAGCAAUAGAAGCUUAAAUUUUGAUGUGUUAAUGCAUCUUUUAUUUAAUUACUUACAUCAGUAGGAAAAAAAAAAACAGGAGUAAUUUUUUCUCACAUAACUUUCCUGUUAAGACUGUGAAAAGUAUAGCUUUGACUGUGCUGUUGAUCUUCUUUGCAUAUCAAAAAGUUUAAGAAAUGUUUUGAAUAAGCACGACGAUCAGAUUAGGUGCUGAAGCCUGGGGACCUUUCCUCCGGCAUCAAGGAUGUAAUCAUGCUUUGACUUUGCAACUUAAAAUAUUUUUUGAAAAAGUACACACAGCAAAUAUAGCCUUUUUUGAAAGAAUAUGCUCAUUCUGGCAGAUUAAAGUUUCAUUAAUAAA
This is a messenger RNA of Pomacea canaliculata, 4222 nucleotides long. RefSeq names its product wolframin-like. Gene Ontology annotation, biological process: calcium ion homeostasis; endoplasmic reticulum unfolded protein response. The record is from RefSeq and is a predicted model, not a curated record. The transcript is spliced from 5 exons. Gene Ontology annotation, cellular component: endoplasmic reticulum membrane. The coding region runs from base 1047 to 3419 and encodes 790 amino acids. NCBI's taxonomy places the organism in Eukaryota, Metazoa, Mollusca, Gastropoda, Architaenioglossa, Ampullariidae. Gene Ontology annotation, molecular function: protein binding.